UCUUGUUCAAUUUCUCCACUAUGACUGCUUAACUACUGCUGCUAUUUCAUUUGACAGACAGUUGAGAUAUUCCCUGUUUUCUUCCAUUUCCUUAAAUGGCCACUAGAGGGCAGUAGAAAGCUAAUUGUGGCACAAACAUGGGUCUCCAUAGUUCCCACUUCUCAGGAACGUGGCUGCUCAAGCUCAAGUGAGUUUGGGAUAUUAAGGUAGAGAACACGUUCUUUUUUGAUGCCUAAGCGGAAAUAGUUAGACAGCAAUGAAUUAAACAUUUGCCUAGCCUACCAUUUAUUAAUUAUUUAUUUUCUUGGCUAUUUAAAAUGAGGACGCCAACAUAGAAUAAUGAUUAAUUAGGCCUCAGUAGCAGUCUGACAGUCAGUCAUUGAAUCGAUGCUGAAACAAAAGUGAGAGUUUUGAUGGAUAUGGAUAUGGAUUGUGAUGGUACGGAUAGCCUAUCAGGCAGUCAGACUCUAGACUAUACUCGCCCAUUUAGGCUAUUAAACCUCUACGUGACAAAGGGUAUAUAUAACCUUUUGUGUUGACAACUUUAACUGGGACACUGGAAACACUCGGUGGUUUACGUAAGAACAUCCUGAGUGGCGUAACAUAUUCCAAAAGCGCAUUCAUCAAUGAUUGGUCCAAUAGUGUUGACCCGCCUCAACUACGCUUAUUUCGCUCCUCCUAUUUGCAUGUGAACGAGAUGUUCUCUGUUGUUCCGUCCUCUUUAGUUGGAUCCUACCAUGUCCGAAAUAGGGGUGGACAACAAGAUAAAGUGCAUUUUGUUUUUUUUUUUUAUAGAAAUAUUAUUAAUAUGGGAAUGAUUGUUCAAUUAGAUCCGCAAGCUUCAGAAUACUAAUUAGUCCCUUAGUCCAUAUACGUAGAAGGAAAAAUACUCACUGUUGUUUCCAUUCACAAUAUCUUUGGGUUACUACCCCCCUAAACCAAUGAAGUUUGAGAUCACAAAAAAAUGAUGAAAUAGCCAAGUUGCCGGUUCCGUGAUGUUAGCUGACUGACAGAAUACGUCAAUGCCGGUGGAAUAAGACUGAAAGAGAAGCUGUGUUGGUAUAAUUUCAUUACAUUGAGAAGAAGCCUGUAUGUAGUGUAGAUGUUAUAUCAACCAAGACGGUGAGCCACUGGUAGGCUAUCUAUUCCAGCGUCUGGUUCCUCAGUCGGCAAGCUCAUCUCCGGUCUCCGGGCAGUGCGAGGAUGAAUCCGGUACGACGUUGUUCGGCACUUCUUCAAAGAGACUUUACAGCAUUGUGCCUGUCGUCACUGGGAUCUCCGAAAACAGAGACCCCUAAAAGAGUUGCUUCGCCUUCUUCUCGACAUUGCCACCAGUCGUCCGGUGGAGAAGUUCUAACCUGUCAACCGCAGGUGAAGCCAAGCGGUGCAUCGUCUGUCUCAGUCAACACAAGAAUAGCGGGUCCAAUGGGCAGUGGGAGCAGCAGUGGGAGCAGCAGCAGUAGCCGGCUGUUCGGGACUCUGGCGCAGACGCUGAGCAGUCCCAGCAUCCCGCUGGCGUUGCCGGCGGCGCUGGAGGACGACGACGAUGACUCGUGCGACCCUGCUGACCCAGACCUGCUGCUGCGCGAGUGCGAGGAGGCGCUGCGCAACCGGCCGGCACGCUGGCAACGAGGCUUCAUGCAUCCGACGCACGUGGACGUGAACCCACGCGGACCCAGCCCUGACCAACAGCCUAUCCGCGUCAUGCAGUGGAACAUCCUGGCUCAAGCACUGGGCGAGGGGAAAGACGGCUUUCUGCGCUGCCCGCUGGACGCUCUGAACUGGGCCGAGCGGAAGUACCUGAUCCUGGAAGAGAUCCUCACCUACCAGCCGGACGUGCUGUGCCUGCAGGAGGUGGACCACUACUUCGACACCUUCCGGCCCGUGCUGUCCAGUCUGGGAUACCAAAGUAGCUUCUGCCCCAAGCCCUGGUCGCCUUGCCUGGACGUGGAGAACAACAACGGCCCGGACGGCUGCGCGCUCUUCUUCCGGCGUGACCGUUUCGAGCCGCUGGCCACCAAUCACCUGCGUCUGUCGGCCAUGAUGCUCAAGACCAACCAGGUGGCGGUGGUGACGACGCUAAGGUGCCGCGCGUCCGGUCGCCGCUUCUGCGUGGCGGUCACUCACCUGAAGGCGCGCAGCGGCUGGGAGAGCCUGCGAAGUGCGCAGGGCAGCAGCCUACUGCAGAGUCUGUGCGCCAUCACCAUGGAGAUGGCGGUGCAGGACGCCAGCGGCGCGGUGGCGGACGAAGACGAGGCCGGCGUGCCGCUGAUCGUGUGCGGCGACUUCAACGCCGAGCCGUGGGAGGACGUGUACCGGCGCUUCGCCUCGUCGCCGCUGGGCCUGGACAGCGCCUACAAGCACUUGAGUGCCGACGGCCGCAGCGAGCCGCCCUACACCAGCUGGAAGAUCCGGCGCUCCAGCGGCGAGAGCCGCCACACGCUCGACUACAUCUGGUACUCCAGCCGCCGGUUCUGCGUCAACGGCGUCCUCGAGCUGCCCAACGAGGAGCAGAUCGGCCCGGACCGCCUGCCCUCGUACCACUACCCCUCCGACCACCUGUCGCUCGUCUGUGACUUCAGCUUCUCCGAGCCCACGCAGCCCCACCGGCUGCUCUAGUCGCCCAAUCAGCACUCUGAACAGAUCCGAGUGAUCACCGCAUCCUCCCAUGGAAAACAAACAGACUGCAGUGUCCCCCUCAUCCUCCAAUCAUAGGCCUAAUACAAGUUGGGACACAAGAGACAGUCUGAAGAGGUGGGAACGUAGAAGAACUUUGCUGAGGGACUUGAUGGAGGCACAAAACUAUCCUACAGACAAGCAUCAUCUUUUCUUGUUGUCUUAAAACAUGGCACAUGUUUUUUUUAAGGACAUGCAGUAUUGUCUAUCACUGUGUUUUACAUGUCUGUUAAAGUAAGUGAGCAUGUGUGUGUGAGAGUAAGAUUGUGAGCGAGCGCAAGAAAGACAAACAGUCCUAAUAAGUUCAUUUGGAUAAUAAUAUGUAUAAUAUGCAUUCAAACUGUCCACAAUGACAAAUGAAAAUAUGAGGUACUGAAUUGCAAACAGAUAAUAGUAUUGGUGUGCAAUAAGUGUUACUUCAAUGGAGAGGAUUUAUAUCCCCUUAUCGUGGCACUAUUCCUCAACUUUCUGUUAUCACAAGGCUGCUGUUUUCAGAAAAGCUAGUUAUAUCCAAACAGGUUUUAGAGUAGAGCUCUUGUCUUAUCUUCUAGGGUCACAUUUUUGUUUUGGACGGUUUUAGAUUUUCUGUUUUGUUUAUGCUUUCCUUCUAUAUAAUAGAGGUGAAGUUCCUGAGCUAAAAUGACAAAAAUAAAUAUAACUGCAGAAAUCCUACCUCUUUUCGAACAGUCCUAGUAGGGACUAAGGUAGUAAAGUAGGUUAUUAAUAGGUUUUUUAGACCUGACUGCUCUCAGCACUGUUAAGUUGUCCUCUAUUCUGGAUAACACAAACAGGUGUAGUUUGUCAGUUGUGCCUUUUAAGCUAUUCUAGUCGCACAAUGAAAUUGAAUUGAUUUAAAUGAACUGAAAUGACUUAAUAUUACCUUGUAAUUUAUAUCUUUAAUUUAUGUUAGCAUUUUUUUUUAUCCUGUUUACUAAUUAACAUUGUUAACGUGCAGACUUUAAGUUGUCAUGUGAGAUGUUGAUGUACAUUCUGUGUAAUGCUGUAUGGUGACUACAACAUUGGGAUGCUCCAUGAGCAAACUUUUAUCACAAACAACUACAGGCACUGCUGUGGUUAUACUUAAUGACAAAAGCAAAUAAUAAAUUGCAUCUCAACAGAUGCUGCAUCAGUAGUC
Molecule: messenger RNA, 3811 nt
Organism: Alosa alosa (allis shad)
Lineage: Eukaryota; Metazoa; Chordata; Actinopteri; Clupeiformes; Clupeidae
Gene: nocta
Product: nocturnin a
Exons: 3
Coding region: 1204-2619 (471 amino acids)
Biological process (GO): circadian rhythm
Molecular function (GO): poly(A)-specific ribonuclease activity
Source: RefSeq, a predicted model, not a curated record